AUGAGCAUUGUCGAAUCAGGGGGACGUAAAGGUUUUGCAACACUCUGUAUAUUGAAUAAAUGUUUACCAUUGACAUCAUCUGCUGUAUGUACUUUAUACUCACUGAGUGGUGAUAUAAUGGAUUACAAACAACUAAUUGAUGAUACAAUAUUUAUGUUUGAAUAUAUUCGAAAUGAGAAAUCAGAACAAAAUUAUGAAGAAAUUCUUGAAAUUGUUUCGACCACAAACCUUGUAGUAUUAGCGGGACGUCAUUUGAAACACGAAGAUGUUGGUAGUGAAGAUGAUGCCUAUGUUGAAUUAUGGUUAGAUGAUCAAAAAGAUAAACAACGUACAAAAGUGAUUAAUAAUUCGAAUAAUCCAACAUGGAACGAAACACUUGUCUUUGAUUUAGGGGACAAGAAAUGUGAUUAUUUACAUAUGGCUGUAUAUGACAAAGAUCCAGUUGGACAGGAUCAUAUUGGUUCAGCUAAAGUUAAUUUAAAAAACGUUUAUGAUAGUGGUGAAAGUACCGAAUGGAUAAGUUUAGUACCAGGUACAGGAGGAACUGCUAUAAAUGGACUAGUACAUUUAAAAAUGAAAUAUGAAAAUUAG
Molecule: messenger RNA, 591 nt
Organism: Didymodactylos carnosus
Lineage: Eukaryota; Metazoa; Rotifera; Eurotatoria; Philodinida; Philodinidae
Source: the annotation of a GenBank genome assembly